AUGGGAAGGCCUCUAUGUUAUGACAAAUCCAAUGUCAAGAAAGGUCUAUGGACCGCAGAAGAAGAUGCUAAGAUCCUUGCUUAUGUUCCAAUCCAUGGUGUAGGAAAAUGGAGUUUGAUCCCCAAGGAAGCAGGCCUGAACCAAUGUGGAAAGAGCUGUAGAUUAAGAUGGACUAAUUACUUAAGACCUGACCUUAAACAUGACAGCACCUGUAGGGACAUACGUUGCAGUAUGGGUGGAAAUGGCAUCAUAGCUUUGGUUAGAGCUGUUGUGUCUCUUGGUAUUAUUGUGUUUCUUCUUGUUGGUAUCUUGGCAGACGCUGCAACAAGUCUUCCAUCAACAGAUAAGGUCAAGACUUUGAGGUUUAGUGGUAAGGAUGUGAAUCUGUUUCAUGUGAGCAAGCGGAAAGUUCCAAAUGGAGCUGAUCCUAUCCACAACAGGAAAGCAGAAACUUCGAGACGGCCACCACGAGUAUGA
Messenger RNA from Eruca vesicaria subsp. sativa (arugula), 477 nucleotides. NCBI's taxonomy places the organism in Eukaryota, Viridiplantae, Streptophyta, Magnoliopsida, Brassicales, Brassicaceae. The record is from the annotation of a GenBank genome assembly.